CAUACAUAUAUAUAUAUUAUAUAUUAUAUAUGUUGCUUGUCUGAAAUAGACAAAAAGAACAUGCUUUUGAUUAUGGACUUAUGGCAUGAAAUACAAAUCUCGGAUUCGGAUGCCUUUUUAAAGUAAUUCUGGUUAUUGCAGUCCUGUUUCUUUUAUGGCUGGCUGUCAAUGCUUGUUGCCUUUCUCUUCCUACUUUCUUCCCUACCCCAUCUAGCUAUUAGAAUGGCAUCCAAGUUCUUUGCCAUAACCAUUUAUUCUUUGCUAGUUAUACAGUAUCUCUAUCAGCAGCCAGAAGUUAUAAAAACAAAGUACAAAAACAGAUCUGCAAUGCAGGACUUCUUCACUAAACAUUGCAUAGGAUUAAAGGAUGAGCCAUAUUUACUUGAUGACUAUUGGAGUGGCUUUAAUAUUAAUAUUCUUUUUCAAAGGAAACCAAUGUUAUCUAUUGACAAUGUAUUGCCUCUCAAUCCCAGUUUCAUCAUUGAUGCUUUAAAGACACCCUCCAUUAUCACAGUUUUUACCCUAUUUAUUGCUUACACCAAUGCAGCUCAUCAACUGAUACUUUUAAUGCCCGUCAUUUGACUGCAGCCAUGCUGGAGCACUGCCUUUAGCUGAACAAAUUGACCCAAGGACUUAUUCUUUGUAAGCCUAGUACUUAUUCUAUUGGUCUCUUUUGCUGAACUGCUAAAUUACAGGGACAUAAACACACCAACAUCGGUUGUCAAGUGACGGUUAGGGGAUGAACCAAGACAUACAAACACACACAUAUAUAAUAUUAAAAAUAUGAUGGGCUUCUUUCAGUUUCCAUCUCCCAAAUGCACUCACAUGGCUUUGGUUGGCCUGUGGCUAUAGUCCAAGACACCCAAGGAGCCAUGAAGUGGUACUAAACCCAGAACCAUGUGGUUGGUAAGUAAGCUACUUACCACACAGCCAUGCCUGCACCCUUUGUAGUAAAAUUUGUAUCUAAUUGUGUUAAAAUGAGAUUAGAUCAGACACUGCAUGCUGUGUUAAUUCAAGAGGGGCUCUUCAACAAUGGAACUGGCAAGAAAUAUUCAUUCUGUCUUUGAAAACGAAGCUUUAAGUGUCAGGAUAUACUAAUGAUGGUUUGACUGCAGAUUUUUCUCUCGCAGAUACCCUGUAAUCUGGGUGACCAAGUUCUGUCAAUAUCCAACUUCUGAAGGCAGCGAACUAGCAGAAACGUUAGCAUGCUGGGCGAAAUGCUCGGCGGUAUUUUGUCCGUCUUCACGUUCUGAGUUCAAAUUCUGCUGAUGUCGACUUUGCCUUUCAUCUUUUCGGGGUCAAUAAAUUAAGUACCAGUUGCAUACUGGGGGUCAAUCUAAUCAACUGGCCUCCUCCCGCAAAAUUUUGGGCCUUGUGCCUAGAGUAGAAAAGAAUAUCUAACUUCUGAAAAUCAGAACUGAAGAGAAUCCAAAGCAAACUGCAUAAGAAUUAGCAAAACACUUUAAUUCAAGUCACACUUAGAUCAUAAACACCUCCACGGAGUACGGAAAGUGUCUAAAUUUGGUCAUCAUCUGACUACUUCUCAGCUUAAUCAAAAAAGUUGCCCUCUCUCUGUUAGUAAAGAAUAGAUUUGCUUCUGAACCUUUCCUCGAUAGAAUUAUUGCAUGUGAUGAAAAGUGGGUUUUCCAUAAUCAUAUCCUAGGAGAAAAACAAUGGUUAACACCCAAUGAUAAAGGAGAAUCUCUCCCCAAACCAGGACUACACCCAACAAAUGUUAUGCUCUAUGUUUUGUGGGAUAUAUAGGAUGUCCAUUGUAAAGUGUUAAACCAAACUGAAACAGUUGAUGUGGAGAAGCAUUGUUGUUAGUAGGAAAUAUUGCAGAAAUAGCUUUGACUGUGAAGGAGUUUUGCUCUUAUAUGAUAAUGCAGGCCACACGUCCAAGUCUCUCGGGGAAUGAUUAUCACACUAAAUCUGGCAGUUUUGCUUCCUCCUUAUUCUCAUGACCAUGGUCCAUCUAAUUGCCAUCUUUUCAGAUCACUGCAACAUUGUUUUGAAGGAAGAUAGUUUAUUAGUUGCGAAGAGGUUAAAAAGGAUGUUCUGUGGCUUCGAAACCUGAAGAAUUGUAUGUUUGAAGGAUGAACAAUUUACCACAUAGAUCGGAUUAUGUUAUCAAUAAAGGGAAAUAUCUUGGUUAAAUAAAUCAAUUAAAACUGAAGAAGCUUUUGUUUCUUUACCAUCUUGAAAUACGACAGGACUUUCUUUCCAACCUAAUGUAGAUAACUUUUCAUUUUUGAAGAAUCUCACAUUGAAAAUUGUGACACUGCUUUCUACUACUUUGCAAUUAAACAGAUCUCUUUAACAUUAAAUUUAAUCAAGGACCUUCUGCAUGAU
Messenger RNA from Octopus bimaculoides (California two-spot octopus), 2352 nucleotides. RefSeq lists its product as uncharacterized. NCBI's taxonomy places the organism in Eukaryota, Metazoa, Mollusca, Cephalopoda, Octopoda, Octopodidae. The record is from RefSeq and is a predicted model, not a curated record.